AUUGUCCAAGCAAAUCGGAGCCGAGAAGGCGCAAACAGUAGAGAGCUGAGUGUGGCUAAUGGAGAGUACCUGGAGUUGCUGGACGACAGUCGAAAUUGGCACGAAGUUCGCAACAGCCAAGGCAAAGCUGGGUAUUGUCCCUACACCAUUCUAAACACGGUUGAAGUGGCGCUGAACUCUUCACCAGGGGAUACAAGAAACAUGUCUUACGAGAUGCACGGCAGAGAAAGGGGUUUUUAA
Protopolystoma xenopodis is the source of this 240-nucleotide messenger RNA. The record is from the annotation of a GenBank genome assembly. NCBI's taxonomy places the organism in Eukaryota, Metazoa, Platyhelminthes, Monogenea, Polystomatidea, Polystomatidae.